Molecule: messenger RNA, 6060 nt
Organism: Impatiens glandulifera
Lineage: Eukaryota; Viridiplantae; Streptophyta; Magnoliopsida; Ericales; Balsaminaceae
Product: formin-like protein 20
Exons: 17
Coding region: 385-5337 (1650 amino acids)
Source: RefSeq, a predicted model, not a curated record
AGUCAAAAUCAAAAUUUAGAGAGAGAAAUUAGAGAGAGAAAGAAGGGAGAAGGAGUUCAUCGUUUCAGUCCAAACAUUCAGCCUUCUCUUGUUCUCUCUUCAUUUAUGAUGGAUAUCUAAAGUCAAAUGAACGAUCAAAGAUAAACCCUAGUACAGUGCUACUCUUUCCUCUACUUUUGCUAUACACGAAUUGAUUUGUUCUAGCUCCAAUUGAACGUACAUUUCCUUUGACCUUCUGAAUUUGGUCGGACCCUCUGGUCAAUUUUGGAUUCCUUGCGGUUCUCCAGGGGAUCGAUUGAUUGUCAGAAGCAAUUUGAUCUGAAAGGUGGUGAAUUUCAAAUUCUAGUGUUUUGGAUCCGAUCGGGGGAGAAACAGCGCCAUUAAAUGGCGCUGUUCAGAAGAUUCUUUUACCGGAAGCCACCGGAUCGGCUUCUUGAGAUCUCUGAGAGAGUUUAUGUUUUUGAUUGUUGCUUCUCCACGGAUGCAUUGGGAGAAAAUGAAUAUAAAGCAUACCUGAAUGGUAUUGUAGCUCAAUUACAAGACCACUAUCCUGAUGCUUCCUUCAUGGUUUUUAACUUUAGAGAAGGGGAUAAGAGAAGCCAGGUUUCAGACAUUCUGUCUCAGUAUGACAUGACAGUAAUGGAAUACCCCCGGCAAUAUGAAGGAUGUCAAUUGUUACCUCUGGAGAUGAUUCACCACUUCCUCAGAUCCAGCGAAAGCUGGUUGUCGUUGGAGGGGCAACAGAAUGUUUUGCUCAUGCAUUGUGAAAGGGAAGGAUGGUCAGUCCUUGCCUUUAUGCUUGCAGGUCUCCUUCUUUAUCGCAAACAGUAUACUGGUGAACAAAAGACACUUGACAUGGUAUACAAACAAGCUCCCAGAGAACUUCUUCAUUUUUUCUCUCCUGUAAAUCCACAACCUUCUCAGCUAAGAUAUCUUCAGUACAUCUCGAGACGAAGUUUUAGUUCUGAUUGGCCACCUUCAGAUACACCCCUGGCUCUAGAUUGUAUUAUACUCAGAGACCUUCCCUUUUUUGAUGGAGCGACAGGUUGCCGACCUAUUGUUCGUGUUUAUGGGCAAGACCCUACUUCCUCCACUGCUAAUAGAAGUUCCAAACUCUUGUUUUCAUCUUUAAAGAAAAAAAAUCAUGCUCGUCUUUAUCAACAGGAAGAGUGUGAGCUUGUUAAGAUACCUAUUCAUCGUCGCAUUCAAGGGGAUGUAGUUCUUGAAUGCCUUCAUUUGUAUGAUGACUUGGUAAAGGAGGAAGUGAUUCUCAGGAUUAUGUUUCAAACAGCGUUUGUUCGAUCAAAUGUACUAGUGUUAAAUCGUGAUGAAAUUGAUGUUCUGUGGGAUGCAAAAGAUCAGUUUUCAAAAGACUUCAGAGCAGAGGUACGCUUCUCAGAUGCUGAUGCCAUUCCAUCUAUUACUUCCACAGAAGCAGCUAUUGAGGAUGAUAAUGAGGCAGAAAGUGCUUUUCCUGAAGAGUUUUUUGAGGUUGAGGAGAUCUUUAGCAAUGCCAUAGAUGGUCAUUAUGGAAAGAUGGAUGUUGAUUCACAAACAAGUGUAGAAAAUUUUCUUGGUGAUACCAGCAAUGAAGCUAUCGGAUCUCACAUGUUUGAGGACUGCACAACAGAUAGUGGGAUUCCUAAAACAGGUGGAAAAAAGGAUUUACAUACUAAAGUGAUAAUAACGGCUAUUCCUGAUGCAACAAAUAUCAUGGUGGAUGAUAGUGUAGUAGGAAUGGAUAUGCAAGCUAAUUUGGAAAUCAAGAUACCUGUUGUAGAUGGUAAGAAUCUCAGACAAAAUGGAAAACUGGAUUCUGAUAUAAAUGAUGUAGCUCAAAGCACUUCAAUAAAUACAGAUACUGAGGUUAUAGAUAAUGGAGUAAAGGAAUAUGAUAUGUCAUCUAAUGUAGAAAUGGAGAUUCCUGUUGCAGAGGCCAAUGUCAAUUUAGCAAACAUUGAAAAUGGAGAAGAUUAUGAAAAUGCGUAUGCCUAUGGCUUGCACAACCCGGGUUCAGAACAUAAGUUGCAAGUUGAUACAUCGAGACAAAAAUCUGAUAAUCCUAAUACACUUAUGUCAGCGAACCAACCAACUGAAGAUGCAAAACCUACAAUUGAUUCAGUUGCAGCCAAACAAAAGUUGAGCCAACAAGAAGAAGGUCAGGGUUUUCUUGCAAGACGAGCAAAGCCAAAUAUUGUGUCCCGCUGGAUCCCUACUAACAAUGACCCUUACCACAAUUCGAUGCAUGUUUCAUAUCCACCAUCAAGGUAUAAUAGUGCACCACCUAUGCUGGCAAUUGGAAAAGACUCUCAUUUUGGUGUUAAAUCCAAGGCUUCCACAACUAUUGCUCCUAAUGUUUUAGGAGUUGUGACCUCAAAUUGUGAUUGUGGUCCAAACAAUCCACCAGCUCUAGAUGCAUCAAUUUUGUGUACUUCACCCCUGAAUCCAUCAUCAUUGUCAGUUCAUGUAACUCAAGAUAUGACCCCAGAAAAGGCACAAGGUCCCUCUCUCCCCCAUCCUCUUUCACUGACUACUUGGAAGGAUGAUUUUGCAGCUAAUAAUUCUGAACGAUUAAUAUGUGCAGAUUCUUCUCAUAUGGCUCCACCUCCAUCACACACAUUGUAUGGAGUUUCUCCUUCUCUGGCACAUACAUCUUUAUCCAAUGCAUUUGUGAUAACUCCACCUCCAUCUCCACCUUUUAUUGCCCCACAUCAACCAUGUUCCCCACAUAUUGGUACAUCACACCCAAAACCUCCAUCUCCACGUGUUAUUGCCCCUCAUCCACACUCAACAUCAAUACCACCCCCACCACCACUUCCUUCACGAGGUUUUGCUUCCCUAACCCCACCACCGCUAGCUCCUUCACGCGGUUUUGCAUCCCCACCCCAACCACCGCCUCCCCCACCGCCACCUCCUUCACGAGGUUUUGCAUCCCCAACCCCACCACCACUAUCAAAAGGUUUUGCAUCCCAGCUAUCGCAACCUCCAUCACGUGGUGGAGCUACCCCUCCACCACCGCCACCACCUCCACCAAUUUGGGGAGCACAAUCUCAUAUAAUUGGAGCUUUGCCUCCACCUCCUCCCCCACUUUCGUUUCGUGGAAAAGCUCCCCCUCCUCCGCCUCCUCCUCCGUUUCGCAACGGAGCUCCCUCACCUCCCCCACUUACGUUUCAUGGCAAAGCUCCCCCUCCUCCGCCACCGCCUCCGUUUCGCGACGGAGCUCCCCCUCCUUCGCUUCACGGCGGAGCUCCCCCACCGCCUCCUCCACCGCCUCCUCCUCCCCCGCCUUUGUUUCGCGGCGGAGAUCCCUCUCCGACGCCGCCUCCGCUUCGCGGAAGAGCUCCCCCUCCUCCGGCGCCGCCUCCGCCUCCCCCGCCUCCAUUUCGCGGCGGGGCUCCCCCUCCUUCGGCGCCACCUCCACCUCCCCCGCCUCCGUUUCGCGGCGGAGCUCCCCCUCCUCCAGCGCCGCCUCCCCCGCCUCCGUUUCGCGGCGGGGCUCCCCCUCCUCCGGCGCCGCCUCCGCCUCCCCCGCCUCCGUUUCGCGGUGGGACUCCCCCUCCUUCGGCGCCACCUCCACCUCCCCCGCCUCCGUUUCGCGGCGGAGCUCCCCCUCCUCCGGCGCCGCCUCCCCCGCCUCCGCUUCGCGGCGGAGCUACCCCUCCUUCUGCCCCGCCCCCUCCUCCGCCGCCUCCGUUUCGCGUCGGAGCUCCCCCACCGCCGCCGCCUCCGCUACGCGGCGGAGCUCCCCCACCGCCGCCGCCUCCGAUUCGCGGCGGAGCUCCCCCACCGCCGCCGCCUCCGAUUCGUGGCGGAGUUCCUCCGCCGUCGCCUCUUCUACGGGGUGAAGUUGGAGCUCCACCUCCGCCCCCGCCUCCAUUUCGCGGUGGAGCACCCCCUCCAUCCUCUAAUAGAGGACCGCCUCCACCACCUCCACCACUAGGAGGUCGAGCACCUGGUCCUCCUCCACUCGGACCUCCUAUGCCUCUUGGAAGUGGACCUCCACCACCUCCACCUUUUGGCUCUAAAGGAACAACUGGAGGUGCACCCCCUCCACCAAUGGGAAGAGGUCGUGGGCCUCUGCGUCCAGUAACACCUUCUGUAGUUGCCCGAAGGUCUAAUUUAAAGCCUUUUCACUGGAACAAGGUAACUAGGCCAUUGAAAGGAAGUUUGUGGGAAGAACUACUAAGGCAUGGAGAGCCUCAAAGUGCUCCAGAAUUCGAUGUAUCAGAACUGGAGACUCUUUUCUCUGCAAUAGUCCCAAAAUCAGAUAGCUCAGGAACUAAAACUGGAGGUCGAAGAAAAUCAGUUGGCUCAAAACCUGACAAAGUACAGCUGGUUGACCUGAGGAGGGCAAACAACACUGAAAUUAUGCUGACAAAAGUUAAAAUGCCAUUACCUGAUAUGAUGGCUGCAGUUCUAGCAAUGGAUAAUUCAGUUUUGGAUGCCGAUCAAGUGGAAAACCUAAUAAAGUUUUGCCCCACAAAAGAGGAAAUGGACAUGAUUAAGAAUUACACAGGUGACAAGGAGAGCCUUGGAAAAUGUGAACAGUUUUUUAUGGAGCUAAUGAAGGUUCCACGAGUUGAAUCUAAACUAAGAGUGUUUCUUUUCAAAAUUCAGUUUAAUUCACAGAUUUCUGAUUUUAAGAAGAGUUUAAACUUGGUGAAUUCUGCAUGUCAGGAGGUUAGGAACUCCCUCAAAUUGAAGGAAAUCAUGAAGAAAAUCCUAUACUUGGGGAAUACCUUAAAUCAAGGAACUGCAAGGGGUUCUGCAGUUGGAUUCAAAUUGGACAGUCUUCUGAAACUAACAGAUACACGUGCUACAAACAAUAAGAUGACGCUCAUGCAUUAUCUUUGUAAGGUCCUUGCCUCCAAGUCACCUGCUCUUCUGGACUUCCAUGCUGACCUAGUUAGCUUGGAAACUGCAUCAAAGAUACAACUGAAAUCCUUAGUAGAAGAAAUGCAAGCAAUUAUCAAAGGACUGGAAAAGGUGAAGCAGGAGUUAGCUGCAUCUGAAAAUGAUGGUCCAGUAUCUGAAGUUUUCUGCAAGACAUUGAAGGAAUUUGUUGGUGUUGCUGAGACAGAAGUGGCAUCCUUAACUAAUUUAUACUCAAUCGUGGGCCGAAAUGCAGAUGCACUUGCUCUUUAUUUCGGUGAAGACCCUGCUAAAUUCCCAUUUGAGCAAGCGACAGCAACCCUCCUUAACUUUGUAAGAUUGUUUACAAAAGCCCAUGAAGAGAAUUGCAAACAGGCUGAGUUGGAGAAGAAGAAAGCUCAGAAAGAAGUGGAAAUGGAGAAAGCAAAAGGGAUCAGCCUGACUAAGAAGAUUGGAAAUAGAUGAGAGAUAUUAUUGCAUGCACUUUUCUUUGAAACCGUUAAUAAGUGGCACUUGCAGUUGUGUCAGGCCUCCCAAGCUUUGACAUGAAGCAAAACAUCAUCCUUAUACCACUUUGCUGCCAUUUGAACAGCUCAUCUGCUGUUAUUGUUGUAGAACAGGAACAAAAUCUGUUCACAUUCAGAGUGUGGCUGUGGCACACACAACAGUUGCCCGCCCAUAUGGUUCCACAGAUCCCCCGUGGGGUUGUCGUGAAUAAAGCUGACGUGGCUGAAGAAGUUGUAAUGGUAACUACUAAAGCAGCCCAGCCUGGCCUGGCCCGGUUGUGAAACAUUUAUAAGACUGACUGGGGAGGCUGGGUUUACUGACUGACUUGUCUGACUAUUAUGAAUGUUAUACUACAAACUCAAAAGCAAAUAUGUGGGAUAACAAAGCAAGCAGAAUCCCACAAAUGUACCUUACUUAUGAGGAAGAGCUCUAGCAAAAUGUAAUUUAGUAGGUUCUUAUUAAUGUGAUUCUUUCCCUUGUACAAUAUUCACCUACCUAAUUAAAAUUUUGAUGAUAGUAACAUUUGUUGUAUAGUAGAGUAGAGAGAGCCUAUUUUAGUUGGCAGUUGUAAAAUUAGGCUGAAUAUAUGUAAGUAGGUUUGGGAAUCUUCUAGAUUCUAUUCUUUCAAGUAAGAUUUUGUUUGAUUGUUUCAAUAAUGGAAAGGAAACUUGUUUCUUUUUC